Molecule: messenger RNA, 1884 nt
Organism: Sorex araneus (European shrew)
Lineage: Eukaryota; Metazoa; Chordata; Mammalia; Eulipotyphla; Soricidae
Product: E3 ubiquitin-protein ligase MSL2-like
Exons: 1
Coding region: 151-1884 (577 amino acids)
Cellular component (GO): MSL complex
Molecular function (GO): ubiquitin protein ligase activity
Source: RefSeq, a predicted model, not a curated record
CUUGCACGGAUUUGGGUUACAACUUUGGCCCGUGGCUUGGCCCUGGUUCCCUCCGAAUUGCUGCAAAUUCGCCAUUGUUCCCGGGCUGCUGGCAAAGUUGGAGCCGGAAUUUCUUUUCACCCGGGAGCUGGCGGUGUCGAAGCCUCUGCAAUGAACCCCGUGAAUGCUACUGCUCUCUACAUUUCUGCGAGCCGCCUCGUGCUCAACUACGACCCCGGAGACCCCAAGGCGUUUACCGAGAUUAACAGGCUCCUGCCUUGCUUCCGACAGUCCCUCUCGUGCUGCGUUUGCGGACAUUUGCUGCAAGAUCCCAUUGCACCCACCAACUCCACCUGCCAACAUUAUGUCUGCAAAACUUGCAAAGGCAAGAAAAUGAUGAUGAAACCGUCCUGUAGUUGGUGCAAAGACUAUGAGCAGUUUGAGGAAAAUAAGCAGUUAAGAAUCCUAGUGAAUUGCUACAAAAAACUAUGUGAAUAUAUAACACAGACUACAUUGGCACGGGAUAUAAUAGAAGCAGUCGACUGUUCUUCUGAUAUUUUGGCUUUGCUUAAUGAUGGAUCAUUGUUUUGUGAGGAGACAGAAAAACCCUCAGAUUCAUCCUUUACUCUGUGUUUGACACAUUCCCCUUUACCUUCAACCUCAGAACCCACAACUGAUCCUCAAGCUAGUUUAUCUCCAAUAUCAGAAAGCACUCUCAGCAUUGUUAUUGGCAGUUCUGUUAUCAAUGGUUUGCCUACUUAUAAUGGGCUUUCAAUAGAUAGAUUUGGUAUAAAUAUUCCUUCACCUGAACAUUCAAAUACGAUUGAUGUAUGUAACACUGUUGACAUAAAAACUGAGGAUCUAUCUGACAGCCUGCCACCUGUCUGUGAUACAGUAGCCACUGACUUGUGCUCUACAGGCAUUGAUAUCUGCAGCUUCAGUGAAGAUAUAAAACCUGGUGACUCUCUGUUACUGAGUGUGGAGGAAGUACUCCGGAGUUUUGAAACUGUUUCAAAUACAGAGGUCUGUUGUCCUAAUUUGCAGCCCAAUUUGGAAGCCACUGUAUCCAAUGGACCUUUUCUGCAGCUUUCUUCUCAGUCUCUUAGCCAUAACGUUUUUAUGUCCACCAGUCCUGCACUUCAUGGGUUAUCAUGUACAGCAGCAACACCGAAGGUAGCAAAAUUGAAUAGAAAACGAUCCAGAUCAGAAAGUGACAGUGAGAAAGUUCAACCACUUCCAAUUUCUACCAUUAUUCGAGGCCCAACAUUAGGGGCAUCUGCUCCUGUGACAGUGAAACGUGAGAGCAAAAUUUCUCUUCAGCCUAUAGCAACUGUUCCCAAUGGAGGCACAACACCCAAGAUCAGCAAAACUGUACUUUUGUCGACUAAAAGCAUGAAAAAGAGUCAUGAACAUGGAUCUAAGAAAUCUCAUUCUAAAACCAAGCCAGCUAUUCUUAAAAAGAUCAAAACAGUAAAGGAGAAGAUUCCUAGCCAUCAUUUUAUGCCAGGAAGUCCUACCAAGACUGUGUACAAAAAACCCCAGGAAAAGAAAGGGUGUAAAUGUGGGCGUGCUACUCAAAAUCCAAGUGUUCUUACAUGCCACGGCCAACGCUGCCCUUGCUACUCUAAUCACAAAGCCUGCUUAGAUUGUAUAUGUCGUGGCUGCCAAAACUCCUAUAUGGCCAAUGGGGAGAAGAAGCUGGAGGCAUUUGCUGUGCCAGAAAAGGCUUUAGAGCAGACCAGGCUCACUUUGGGCAUUAAUGUGACUAGCAUUGCUGUGCGUAAUGCUAGUACCAGCACCAGUGUAAUUAAUGUCACAGGGUCCCCAGCAACGACGUUUUUAGCUGCCAGUACACAUGACGACGAAAGUUUGGAUGAAGCUAUAGACAUGAGAUUCGACUGUUAA